This is a messenger RNA of Pelobates fuscus (common spadefoot toad), 2354 nucleotides long. RefSeq names its product FKBP prolyl isomerase 4 (gene FKBP4). The record is from RefSeq and is a predicted model, not a curated record. The coding region runs from base 396 to 1793 and encodes 465 amino acids. Gene Ontology annotation, molecular function: peptidyl-prolyl cis-trans isomerase activity; protein binding. Lineage: Eukaryota; Metazoa; Chordata; Amphibia; Anura; Pelobatidae. The transcript is spliced from 10 exons.
CCCCUAAAUGGAAACUUCUAUCUGCUCCUAGAAACUUCUAGUCUGUCCUGGAGUCUGCCUCCUCCUCAUACUGCUCAGAAUAGGGGGAGGGGCGGUAAGCUGGCUGUAAAUCUCCGGCCUUGCACAGCCUGUAUGCACAUUGUAUAGACAGACACACGGUUACUGCUGCUGAGAGACUGCCAGCAACUCAAAGAUAUCGUCACAGCUGUAGCGAGACUGCCAGCAAUUCGCAGAGACCGCCAGCAAUUCGCAGAGACCGUCACAGCUGGAGAGAGACUGCCAGCAACUCACAGAGACCGUGAGAGAAACUGAUACAAAGAGACAGUUGCACCUGGAGAGACACUACAACACUGUGCAACACACACAGACAACCGUUGCAGAAAUAAAGUCACACAAUGACUGCUGAAGAGCUCAAGGCGGAGGGACAGCAAACUGGUAAUAUGGAGGGGACAGAUAUCACACCCAAGGAGGAUCAGGGGGUGCUGAAGAUAAUCAAAAACGAAGGCACAGGUACUGAGUGCCCGAUGAUUGGGGAUAAAGUUACUGUGCAUUACACUGGCUGGCUGCAGGAUGGGUCAGUGUUUGAUUCCAGUAGGGACAAGAAGGAUAAAUUCUCAUUUGAUCUGGGAAAAGGUCAGGUAAUAAAAGCAUGGGACAUUGCUGUGGCAACCAUGAAGAUUGGGGAAAUUUGUCAGAUUACGUGCAAGCCAGAAUAUGCCUAUGGAGCUGCAGGAAGCCCUCCCAAAAUACCACCCAAUGCGGUGCUAAUCUUUGAGAUUGAAUUGUUUGACUUUCAUGGUGAGGACCUUACAGAAGAGGGAGAUGGUGGAAUCAUACGGAGGAUCAGAGUGAAAGGAGAGGGCUAUUCCAAGCCCAAUGAAGGAGCUGUGGUAGAAGUGAAGAUUCAAGGCUCACAUAAUGGUCGUGUUUUUGAUGAGAGGGAGUUGCAGUUUGAGGUGGGCGAAGGAGAGAGUUUUGGAAUCCCCCCAGGUGUGGAGACUGCAGUUCAACAGAUGGAAAAGGGAGAAGAGGCAAUAUUGUAUCUGAAGCCAAAUUACGGAUUUGGCAGUACUGGCUAUGAGAAAUUCCAAGUUCCACCUGGAGCAGACCUUGAAUAUGAAAUAAAACUAAAAAGCUUUGAAAAGGCGAAAGAAUCAUGGGAGAUGAAUGCAGAGGAGAAAUUGGAGCAGGGAGGACUGGUGAAGGAACGUGGGACCCAGUAUUUCAAGGCUGGACGGUAUCGCCAGGCUAUUAUCCAAUACAAGAAGAUCAUUAGUUGGUUGGAGCAUGAGUCUGGACUUCAGCAAGAAGAGAGUGAUAAGGCAAAGGCCCUUCUACUGGCUGCCUCACUUAACUUAGCUGCAUGUUACCUUAAAUUAGGGGAGCAUCGAGGUGCUCUGGAACACUGCAACAAGGCAUUAGAAAUGGAUCCCAACAAUGAGAAAGGUCUCUUCCGACGGGGUGAGGCUUACUUUGGGAUAAAUGAGCCAGAGCUUGCAAAGGAUGACUUUUCAAAAGUGGUGCAAUUAUAUCCGGGCAACAAAGCAGCACGAGCUCACAUUGGGCAGUGUCAGGUUCGCAUUCGACAGCAGCAAGAACGAGAGCGAAAGAUCUAUGCCAACAUGUUUCAGAGGUUGGCAGAAAAAGAGAACAAGGAGGAACCUGCAGCUGUUUCUCAGGACAAAGUGGCACAGAGUGAUGUAGAAAUGAGUGAAGCGACAACUUCCAGUGAGAACCCUGAACAGAAAGAAGAAGAAGAAGAAGCAGCAGAGAGUAUGGCCACUGAUGCAUAGAAAAGAUUGAACUUCUCCCUUUUAUAUUACGAGAUGGAAAGCUUGCAAUAUUUUCAGGGAUAGAUGGGACACUGUUAUGGGGUAUGAGUACCUUGUGCUUUCAGACCCUAGUUGCACAGUUUGUGGUGGCAACGUUCUGGAUUUUUUUAUUUUCAUUCCAGCCUCUUCACACAUUGUGUCUUGGGAUUAAUCUUCUGACAGAGGACAGAACUAUUCUCAUUUGUCGUUUGGCAAGCAUUACCAGAUUCCCACUGGUCCUCCUCUCUGAAAUCUGCAGGUUGUGGUAUGCUAUUAUUCUGCUAUUACUCUUCAGUACACAAAUUCCUGGGGCACUUAUUGUGGACAGCAGUUUGGCAGAAAUUCUUAACAAAACUUGAAUUACAUGGUUAUUUAAGGAGGGUGUGUCAUGAUUGUGUGGGUUUUUUUUUUUUUUAAAUCUUUUUAUCAUCACUUGAUAUGGUUUCUAUUUAUACCCUCCACCUCUGUCUCUUUCCAUCUUUUAUUUUGUUGCAAAUGUGUCUAAUUCCUGUAAAUUUAAAAUAAAUGAGGAAGUAAUUUUCA